Messenger RNA from Australozyma saopauloensis, 2133 nucleotides. It is a transcript of the gene FRE9, whose product is annotated as Fre9p. Lineage: Eukaryota; Fungi; Ascomycota; Pichiomycetes; Serinales; Metschnikowiaceae. Gene Ontology annotation, biological process: iron ion transport; intracellular iron ion homeostasis; copper ion import. The coding region runs from base 1 to 2133 and encodes 710 amino acids. Gene Ontology annotation, molecular function: ferric-chelate reductase activity. The record is from RefSeq and is a predicted model, not a curated record. Gene Ontology annotation, cellular component: plasma membrane. The transcript has a single exon.
AUGAAUCCUGUUCAAUUAUGGAUGACUGCUGCAGGCUUUAUUGGCCUAAUACUAGCAUGGAGCUUCAGUAUCAAACGGAAUAGAAGGUAUUCAACUAUUCUACUACUGAUUAUACUCAUCUGUGGCUUCCAGAUCACCACACCGCAGAAGGCAUUGCAGGGUGCACCAUUCCAUAGAUAUUCUGACAGUCAAAUCGCUAUGUACGCUUGCAGCCUGAUUGCCAGAAAAAUGCAGGUAUGUAGCGAAAUGGCGUCUGUUCAAAAUAAGCUGGACUCAUUGACAGAGUGUCUUUGUAAAAACAAAAUUGCAUUUGCGACGACGGCUCAUUGUUUCGAUGUUGGGUACCCAGAUCAGGUCGAUGCGUUCCUCGACCUAUGCAAUGAGCGAACCAAUGCAGGUGUGUCCAGAAAAGACUAUUCUGAUGCUUUGGAUUUUUACAGAAAAGAGGCUGCCCAAACAGUCUCCACUGAACCUCUUCAUCCGCCGCAAGUGCCCUCUCAGGUCAUUUACACUUAUAGAGAUGCCUAUGAUCAAUUUCUAGGCAACUACACUCGAUCUGUCGAAUACGGCAUCCCAAUUAUUGCCUUCUGGGCAAUUGUAUUUAUAGUUGCUGCCAUAGAUUAUCGUAUCAAGCUCUGGGCACCGAAGAUUACGAAUCGAUUCACGGAUCCAGUCUCGAACACCAUCAGAAAGUCAUUUACACUUCCAGCCCUACUGGGGAGACAAAGAACCCAGGAGAAAACCUCGUUGAAAAUCUUCGAUUACUUGCAGCCAAGUCGAAUGGAGUCAAUGAUUUUGAUUGGUUUCUGUGGUUUAACUACCUACUUGUCCGUCUGCAAAAUUCAUCCGGUGGAAAAUGAUCCAAUAUUUCCGAGUUCGACCAUGGCUCUUCUUCGAUAUUACUCUGUGCGUUCAGGAAUAAUUGCAACUUACAUUCUCCCUCUUUCAUUUCUUUUCGCGGGUCGAAACAAUAUACUACAAGGCUUUACUGGUUGGACAUAUUCUACUUUCAUCAUAUUUCAUCGUUGGACAACUCGAAUUAUGGUCUUACUAAUUCUUGUCCAUUCUGUUGGGUAUGGUGCUCUUUUACAUAAACACACUGCUGCACCAAAGGCUUAUAUUUAUUAUGGCUUCGCAGGCACCGUUGCUGGCAUCGCCCUACUUGGACAAGCAUUGUUAGUGCUCAGAAGAAAAUUCUACGAGAUGUUCUUAGCCAUACACAUAAUUCUCGCGGCUGUUUUCUUAGCUGGAGCUUGGAUGCAUGUUAAGAACUUGAACUUUCUAUGGUACUACCACUUUUCUCUCUGGGUUUGGCUCGCAGAUAGGGCGUAUCGAAUCCAGAGGCUUUUGCAAUUCGGUUUUCCAAAUGCAGAAGUUGAAUUAUUUGCAGAUUCUACUUUGAGGGUGAAAGUUCGUAGGCCUCCGUCUUUCCUUGCGGAAGGAGGUGGCCACUGCUUUGUUCAUUUUCUUCUUCCCUUGACAUUCUGGCAAUCGCAUCCGUUUACAUACACUGUCAUGGGCGACUUUAUCGUUUUUUACAUCAAAGUCAAAGAAGGGGUUACAAGAGAUUUACAGAGACAAAUUGAGCGCUCAAAGUCCAAGUCGGUAUUUGUAAGAGUAGCAGUUGAGGGCUCAUAUGGCGAGUGUACCCCUGCAAGAAAUUAUGACAGCAAAAUUUUCGUGGCUGGAGGUAAUGGAAUACCUGGCAUUUUUGCGGAGGCUUAUGAGGCUGUGAGUUCUGCUUCAAGUCACGGACUGACACAUUUGAUAUGGGUUGUUAGAGACAUAGAAGCAGUUCGCUGGUUCCAAGAAGAAUUGAAUUUAUUGAGAGACUACUCAAUUGCAGUCACAAUCUACGUGACUAGGCUUUGUGAGCGUGCUCCAUUGUUGGGAGACUCUGAUAAAAGCAAUGUUGAAUUGGAGCACUCCCUUCCUCAUGUUGUUUUCAAACAGGAAAGGCCCAACAUUGCGAAGAUUGUUUCUUUUGAAGUAUUCAAAAGCAACGGUUCAGUAUGUUUUGUUACAUGUGGACAUCCAGCGAUGGUCGAUGAUUUACGAUAUGAGGUGACAAAGGCUAUUGGUUCAGAAAGAAAACGGAUAGAUUUUUUUGAACAAUUGCAAGUCUGGGCCUAA